Molecule: messenger RNA, 1999 nt
Organism: Oryza sativa Japonica Group (Japanese rice)
Lineage: Eukaryota; Viridiplantae; Streptophyta; Magnoliopsida; Poales; Poaceae
Product: alpha-copaene synthase
Biological process (GO): diterpenoid biosynthetic process
Molecular function (GO): terpene synthase activity; magnesium ion binding
Source: RefSeq, a predicted model, not a curated record
GGGUGCUGGAGUAUAAAAAACUAAGCCUGAAACCGCAAUUCAGCCAGAGCCCCAGUGAUAUCGAUAGUACAGUACUGAUCAAAGAACAGCAUUAUGCAAAUAGUAUCAAAUAUGGGUUCCGCCGGCAAGUGCGCGCCAAGCCUUGCACCAACACAUAUAGGACUUGGCAUGAUGGGGAAGAUCGCUGUGAGCCCAUCCAGCGUUAGGCCUAGGCCUCGGGCCAUGGCUUCCCACGACGCUAUUGCUCCUGAGAAGACGACCAACUAUGAGCCCUCAGUCUGGGGGGAUUUCUUUAUCAACUAUAGACCACAACCGCUCCAGAGAUCAGAGGAAUGGAUGAGGCAGAGAGCCAAGAGGCUCAAGAUGAAUGUCCGCACACUAUUCUGGACUUCCAAUGAUGUGGUUGUAAGGAUGAACUUAGUGGAUGCAGUCCAACGUCUAGGAAUUGGUCACCUCUUCAAAGAUGAGAUAAGGCGCACACUAAAUGAUAUACACCAAAGUGAAUUUACUAGCUCUAGCCUCCAUGAGGUUGCUCUUCGGUUUCGCUUGCUUAGGGAGCACGGCUUAUGGGUAUCUCCAGUUACAUUCAACAAAUUCAAAGGUGACGAUGGGAGGUUCAUGAAUGGAAUAGCUGAUGAACCAAGGGGUUUAUUAAGUUUAUACAAUGCAGCUUACCUCCUUGUUCAUGAUGAGCCAGAACUCGAAGAGGCAAUCUCUUUUUCUAGGUACCAUCUAAAAUCAAUGAUGCAGGGCAAUAACCUCAAACACCCUUUAUCUGACCAAGUCAAGCGUGCCCUUAACACACCAUUACCAAGGACAUCCAAAAGAACAGAGACAUUGCAUUAUCUUUCGGAGUAUGGACAAGAGGAAGGGCAUAUGUCAAUUCUUUUGGAUCUUGCAAAGGUGGAAUUUAACCUUCUGCAGGGGGUCCACUUGAAGGAGCUCAAAGCUAUUUCUGAGUGGUGGAGAGACCUUAAUGAACAUGUGGAGCUAAGUUAUCUUAGGGAUCGUGUGGUGGAGAGCUAUACAUGUUCACACAUGUUGUUCUAUGAAGAAGGCUUAGCAUUCACACGGAUAACUUUUACCAAGAUAAUUGUACUAAUUAUUAUGAUGGAUGAUACAUAUGAUUCCCAUGCUACCAUCCAGGAAUGCAGGAAGCUAAAUGAAGCCAUACAAAGAUGGAAUGAGAGUGCCGUCUCUGUCCUACCAGAGUACCUAAAAAAUUUUUACCAUAAAUUGUUGAAUAAUUUUAAGGAGUUUGAGAAUCAAGUGGUGGUUAGUGAGAAGUACCGGGUUGCUCAUGCUAAAAAAGAGUUUCAAAUACUGUCCCAUUAUUUUCUCCAGGAAGCUGAAUGGUCACAUAAUAAUUACAAGCCAAGUUUUGAAGAGCAGUUGGCUUUAUCUACAAAGACUUCAACGGUGCAACUAUUAUGUGUGUCUACUACGGUCGGCCGGGGUGAUGCAAUAACAAAUGAAGCAUUCAUGUGGGCAGCUAGCAGUACUACCGUGACAUCAUGUGCAAAGAUAAUGCGUUUCAUGAAUGACAUUGCUUCAUUUGAGCGUGGGAAGAACAAAGGGGAAAUUGCGAGCACCGUUGAGUGCUACAUGAAUGAGCACAACAUCAUAAGUGAGGUGGCCUUUGCCAAACUCGAUUCACUGGUAGAAGAUGAAUGGAGAACCAUCAACCAAGCCCGUUGUGAACAUCAUCAGCUACUCCCGGUAGUGCAACGAGUUGUGAACUUGGCUAUUUGUAUAAUGUUCUUUUAUGACAAGAGAAAGGAUGCGUACACAUUCUCCACACAUCUACAAGAGAUUGUUAGGAAUCUUUUCAUCAAUCCCAUUACCAUGUAGUUCCCCUUUUAGACUGUAUUGUCAAAUAUUAUCUAUUUUUUUUUCUUUUUACUUUUGGAGGGAUAGAUGAAACAAAAUCUAUAUUGUAUGAUUUUUUCAAAUUAACUUGCCUCCCACUAAUUAAUUAUAUUUCUUCCAUGCCAUGUCA